Molecule: messenger RNA, 747 nt
Organism: Echinops telfairi (small Madagascar hedgehog)
Lineage: Eukaryota; Metazoa; Chordata; Mammalia; Afrosoricida; Tenrecidae
Gene: GRXCR2
Product: glutaredoxin and cysteine rich domain containing 2
Exons: 3
Coding region: 1-747 (248 amino acids)
Biological process (GO): sensory perception of sound
Cellular component (GO): stereocilium shaft; microvillus; stereocilium base
Source: RefSeq, a predicted model, not a curated record
AUGGAGGACCCCGAGAAGAAGCUGACCCAGAAGAGUGACAGCAAGCCCCGGAAAGUGCGGUUUCAAAUCUCCUCCUCUUAUAGUGGCCGGGUGUUGAAGCAAGUCUUUGAGGAUGGGCAGGAACUCGAGUCGCCAAAGGGGGAGUACCCUCACAGCUUUCUCCAAGAGUCCCUCGAGCCAAUGGAUGGUGUUUAUGGGUCUGGGGAGGCCCCCAAGCCCCGACUGUGCACCCCUAAGCUGACAGCUCAGAGGAUCAGUGUGUUCAGGGAGGGCAGUGCUUACACUGUGGCGGGCAGCCAGUCUCUCUUCAACGAUUACAAGAUGAAUGACCAUAAGCCCCCACCUAUCAUAGAUUUUGGAAAGAUCAUCAUCUACACAAAUAACCUGAAAAUCAUCCGGACUCCGAUGGACAAGAGAGACUUCAUGAGGAAGAUUCUCCAGAAGGAAGAGGACUCCGAGGAAGAGUCUCUGAUGAGCAAAGAGGAGAACUAUGUAAACAGCACCCGGAGUCCCGGGCCUUUGCCAGAGACGGAAAGCCCCUUCCCCCAUACCCAGUACGCACAGGAAGGGGAGCUUGCUGAGGACAACUGCUUUCACUGCCGAGGGUCGGGCAGUGCCACCUGCUCUCUGUGCCAUGGCAGCAAGUUCUCCAUGCUGGCCAACAGAUUCAAGGAGUCCUACCGGGCCCUGCGGUGUCCUGCCUGCAACGAGAAUGGCCUCCAGCCUUGCCAGAUAUGCAAUCAAUAG